Messenger RNA from Acaulospora colombiana, 1269 nucleotides. Lineage: Eukaryota; Fungi; Glomeromycota; Glomeromycetes; Diversisporales; Acaulosporaceae. The record is from the annotation of a GenBank genome assembly.
AUGGACAUUUGGCCACCGAAAAAUGGAGAAUCAAGCACUACCCCUCAAUCUGCUAUUAAUAGUAAUCAAACUACUGGCGAAAAGCCUUCUAAUAGAGUAAUUAUGUUACUUGGUCUUGACCCUAACACUACUUCGGGAUUAAUAUCUAAAGCCUUUAAUGAACAUGGUCUACAGGUUGUAGUCGAUUACCAACGAGAUGACACUAUUGGCUAUGUUCAACUACACCUUGACAUCGCCAAAGAAGUGGCCGAGCGAAUUAUGAGUAAUGGUGGCCUAAGGAUUGGCACUGAUGUCGCGAUAUUACGUGCACUAGAGGGAAUGGAAGAUUUAAUGUAUUGGUCGGUAUACGCUGGUGCUCGUAUAGUUCCAGCAAGGUUGCUAGGAAAUUGUAAAAAUUCAGGAAAAGUUCGACAUCAAAGGCGUAAUAACCGGCAGAAUCCUUAUCAUUCGCUUCAGAUCAUGGAGCUGGAAGAUAGCCCAGAUACAUCGACAAAACUUUCACGACCAAAUCAUGUUAAUCAUAUAAGUCAUAUCCGUUCUUCUUGUUCAGCAAAGUCACCGAAAGCCAAGAAGAAGAAACGAAAAGCUGAAAAAACGUUACAGAAAACAGCAUGGAAAAGAGUAAAGGCCGCCAAGAGGCAAUUAAGUUUUAUAGAUGCUGAUGACCAAACAACCUCCGAUGUCAUUUUAAGAAUCAAUGAGACGAAUGGAUUCUUAUCUUCGCCAGCUCGUGAUCCGACUUUUACAUCCAUUGAAAUUGCAGACACCGAUUCACCUAAUAGUUUUCACUGGACUGAUUCCACGUACCCGAGCAAAAUUAAAUUUAAUUCAAGUAUAUUAUCCUCAUCAUCAGCUAUUAUUCCAUUUGGUACCUAUUCAGAGAACUUCCUGACAGAAAAAUCAGGUAUUGGCCUGAACAAAAAAUGUUUUUUUCCCGAGUCUCCAAUCAAAGAAUCUCCGUUAAUAGCUAGCAUGUCGGAAGACUCACCUGACUCGGCAAAAAGUGAGACUUCACUCAUUCCUUAUAAUAUGCAAAAGACAUCGACUUUUCCGAGAUAUAUUGAUCUGUUGAGUAUUGAUAAGAGUAAAUUACUGGCAAGCUCUGGGUAUACUGAAGAAACGAAUUCUGGUAAUGAUGAUACAUCAAAUUCCUUCCAGUACCUUCAAUCUCCUUUAUUUCAGGAAGUCGAUCUUAAAAAUAAAGACGAUGCCGAUGAGGUUGAAGAAAGACUGAAAAAUCUGCGCCUAAAUGUUAUGCUAGAACAAUGA